Molecule: messenger RNA, 3476 nt
Organism: Osmerus eperlanus (European smelt)
Lineage: Eukaryota; Metazoa; Chordata; Actinopteri; Osmeriformes; Osmeridae
Gene: c16h5orf22
Product: chromosome 16 C5orf22 homolog
Exons: 9
Coding region: 185-1771 (528 amino acids)
Source: RefSeq, a predicted model, not a curated record
AUCCGUAAAGUGUGUCCUCUCUGAAGUGAAAUGGUGGGUUGUUAGAGACCUUUAUUUUGAAAAUUGUGUUAUUGGCACAGGCUUCCAAGUAAGAUAUAUUUGGAAGCUAGGAUAAGGCUAGCUCGCUGACUUUCACAGAUGCUACUGUUGCAAACUGAUCUUUUUUAUAAUAACAAACGUCAACAUGAGUGUUCCACCAGCAAAAAGAGUCUAUGCAGAUUUGCCCGUGUGGAUUGUAGAAGAUCACCACGAGGUUGUAUCACAUAUUUACCGCGCCAUAGGAUCAAAGCACAUCCCUAUGAAGAACAUCAAGAUGGUCCACCUGGAUUCUCACCCAGACCUACUCAUCCCAAUAAACAUGCCAGCAGAUACGGUGUUUGACAAGGAGGCUUUGCUCAGUGAGCUGAGCAUAGAGAACUGGAUCAUGCCCAUGGUGUAUGCAGGCCACGUGUCCAGUGUAGCCUGGCUCCAUCCCUACUGGGCCCAGCAGAUCAGGGAAGGAGAACACACAAUGUCUGUGGGCCGGGACUCAUCCACCACCACUAUCAGAGUGACAAGUAAGGAUGAUUACUUCCUGAGUGAUGGCCUGUAUGUUCCCCAGGACCAGCUGGAGAACCCCAAGCCCUUGAGGCUGAGCGUGGUGCGGGUCAACCCCCUGGAGCCAGCCCAGGCCGGGGAGAAGGCUCCAUACGGCUCCCAGGGCAGGGAGGCCCAGGGCAAGGAGGCCCAGGGCAGGGAGGCCCAGGGCAAGGAGGCCCAGGGCAGGGAGGCCCAGGGCAGCGAGACCCAGGGCAGGGAGAGGACCACAGGAAAGUCUGCUGCCAAGAAACCCAAGCUAAAGGACCAGGGAGCUGGGGAUGUAUCUGAGAAUCACCCCUCCUCCAGCGUCUCCCAGUUAGGGGGCAGCUGUCACAGCUGCACUGACAGGCUGGAGACAGCAGGGGGCAGUGGAGCCCCAGGGAGCUGCAGGAACCGAAGCAGGCACACAGAGGGAACAGAGUUGACUAAGCAGCCUUGUGGGAGGACUGAUGAUGAUGAUGAUGAGGGCUCAACAGGCUGUGUGGUAAAGAGACUUCAGUCUUUUGUCAGUGAAUCCGAUCCAUACAUCCUGGAUAUUGACCUGGAUUUUUUCUCAUGUAAGAACCCUUUUAAGGAAAUGUAUACACAGGAGGAGUACUCUAUUCUUCAGGAACUCUACAGCUUUACAAGACCAAGCGAUGACACGGAUGAGGAGGCUCUGAGCGAGUGUGUGGAGCACCGUGUUAGACAGCUGGAGGAUCUGGAGGAGGCGUUUGCAGACCUGCUGGAGGAUGACGGGGAGGAGACGCUUCGACGCUGGGCAGCCAACCCCGGAAUGGGCUCUCUGGUUCAGCUGGUCAACAGUCUGAAGAACAGAGAGCAAUCCCCCGACUACGAGAUGGUGCACCAGGCAGGGCAGACGUGCGACUACUCCGAGCUGCCUCACCACAUCAGCUCUGAGGAGGAGAUCCACAGGCUGGUGCUGGCCGUGGAGCUCGCUCUCCAGGCCCUGCCCAAGCCAACGCUCGUCACCAUCUCCAGGUCCAGUCUGGAUGAGUAUUGUCCACCAGAGCAGGUCAACUCAAUCCAGAGCAGAAUCCUCGACAUCCUGGAGGGUCUCUAUGGACACCUCCAGGUCCACAAGGACUAUGAGAUUCAGGAGGACCUGAAGGAGACCCCUGCCCCACCCUCCAGCAGCUACACCCCUACCUCAACCCCGGGCACAGAGGAGCAACUGCCACAGGCCUCUUGACACACCACAGACUGGAACCGUGGUUAUGACCCAAUUGUCUAUUUAUAGGAAAUAAAACUCGCUAGUGUAAACAGAUACCCUCAUAGUCUGUGUCCUUCAGUGCUUUGAUUCCCAUGAAUCCACCAGAAUGUAGCCAAGGUUGCCCUUGAGCAAUUUGCUUCUGUCUUUUGAUUUCAAACUUCAAAUAGUUGCAUAGUUAUAUAUAUAAGAAAAAAUAUAACUACCCAUUAUACAAAUACACCCACAGAAAGCAAUACCAUGCAGCAAUAAUAGGUGUUGUGUCUAAAGUUGCUAAGUACCAGAGCCUGUUAUAUAAGUAAACAGUAUUGUGUUUGAAGUUGUUGACUACUGUCCUCUCAUACAGUGACUUUGAUGUCUUAAUCCUAGCUCAGUGUUGUGAAGAGGAAGGUCCUGCCCAGGACUGGCUACAUGAAUAGCAGGUUUACAACAGGUCCAUGGAACAUGUUCUCAUGAGGCAGAUCUUGGCUGCCUACUGAAGAUGUCAUAUUUGGGAAUAUUUGCUACAUUGUCAGUUACAUCAGAAAAUGUAAUCCACAAUUUAAAGUGAGUGAAGAGUUUUAGUAAGGAGAUCAUUUGAACUGAGGGCCAAGUUAGACUAUAAGUGGAGAAUCUCCUGAACCAGGCUUAUCUUCAGCUGUGUACCUCACAUCCUGUUCCAACCCUCCCUCUCCUCUGACCACCUUGAAUACAAACACGACAACAAACACCUACCUUCUCUCCUUCAGUAAGCCAACACGUCAUCUGUGCGUCACAGGGCAGCAUUAUAAUUCUGCACUGCUACUACCUAGGCAAAGUAAUAAGUGUUAUUUUACAGGUGGGGUUCAGACUUGAGAGAUCUCAUCCAGCACUGGGAUGGUUCACGCAGUGCGUGUUUCAGGCUGUGCAGCCUGUGGUCAUUAUGCAGUACAUGCAUGUUACCAUGGUACUGGAGAGGAAUUCACCAUUCAAGUUCUAAGAGAAUAAGGCCCUUGUUAUCGGGGUGGCUGGUGGGGGUCCCAGGGCUAGCCCUCUUCACAGUUGGGGCCAUUAUUGAUGAUAGACCUUCAGCAGAAACACCUCCAGCUGGAUGUUUUCACAGUGUCUGAUUUUGGGGUUUAAUUUGCCUCAGAAAUGAUCUCUGUUCCAUUUAAAUUUGUAUUUUUAGUUAUUCAAAUGUCCCUGUUCUGUCAUGUACUCAGUUCUUAUUCAACUGUAGAUAAUGUGAGUUUUGUAUAAUCGUCUUAAUCAGAUCUAUAAAUCCAAAAUCUAUAUCAAUAAGCUCAUUUUCUUUCUCUGGUUCUUAAGCCCAUUACAUCAACACAUCUGAAUCCCCCCUCCCCUGGCUUCAUCCAAGCAAGAAAAGACCAUAACACUGAAGGGAGCUACUUAGAUAAUUAGUUUCUGCUGAAGUGUCUCUUACUCUCAGUAUGAGGCUAUAACAGUUACCGAAUAAACACUGGCAACAUCCAUAGCAACAGGUCUGGAGAUCAAUGUCUCUGUGUAUAGAAUGUUAUACAAAGCAGGUUUUGACCCUGGUCUGAACAGUUCCUUACCCUUUACCACCAACGCAUUUUGGAUGCAGGUUCGGAGCCAGUGCUUAAUAUCGAACCAGUUCUUUGCGUUAUGCAAAGAGCACACCAAAUGCGUGCAUUGACUUUACAUGAAGGUUAAUCUCGCCAAAGGAAAAUUCGGUUCUCUGUGAACA